UAUGGCUCCAGAAAUUGUUAUAAAAAAUAUUACAGUGCCAACCUGCUAAUAUUUGGGCUUCUGGAAUUGUCAUCUUUUAUUUAACUCAAAAAAAAAGGUUAAUUCUCAUUCAAAGGCUCAAAGGAUAAUGAAUUAUUUUAAUUGA
This is a messenger RNA of Paramecium octaurelia, 145 nucleotides long. The record is from the annotation of a GenBank genome assembly. Lineage: Eukaryota; Ciliophora; Oligohymenophorea; Peniculida; Parameciidae.